Lichtheimia ornata is the source of this 1713-nucleotide messenger RNA. RefSeq lists its product as uncharacterized. NCBI's taxonomy places the organism in Eukaryota, Fungi, Mucoromycota, Mucoromycetes, Mucorales, Lichtheimiaceae. The record is from RefSeq and is a predicted model, not a curated record. The transcript has 4 exons. The coding region runs from base 1 to 1713 and encodes 570 amino acids.
AUGUCUCGUCCUGCAUUACCCACCAUACUUGAGAAUGGCGAUUCGAAUAUAGGCGUAUCCACGUCCACUACUUCUAUGGCAACCAUGAAUCAUGUAUCACAGGCGUUUGCGACAAGCGCGGCACAACAACCCACCAAUGAACAACAAUUAUUGACACCUGGCAGUGAUGGCAAUGAUGAUAUGGACGAAGCCGUGAAUCCCAUCAUGUUGAUGAAUCGAUUUGACAAGCGUAAGAGUAGCCCUGCUGUUUUGGGAUUACCUUAUGGCAUGGGCGGCGGCCCCACUACCGGUAUCAGCAGUAGCAGUAUGAGUAGUAGUAAUGCUCAAGCUCAGCAACUCGGGCUGCAACAACAUCGUAAUUCUAUUGAAGCUGCAAUGUUACUGGCCAACUUUAACCGAAUCCCCCCAGUCGAAAGAACAUCACCGCCUGAUGAUGAUAAAGGAUCCACGCCAUGGCAGGAUGAUGCUUCGGUGACUCAACCCAAAAACUCUUGGAUUUCGAAUGAUGGAUCUGAAUUGACGAUUGAUACGGAUACAGCAAUGCGACGCCAUUCCUAUUGUGUGGGCAUGGAUUGGAAUGAUUUGCCAGAAACACGAUCACUUUUCAACAAUGGCCGUAUUGAUUUCCUAUCAGAGAUUGGAUCCGUGGAUGGUGUAAACACCCCAGGACAACCCGUGGAUGAAACAACUUCCAAAUUGACAUGGACAAAUGAUGGCACAAUGUUGAACAAUGACACUUCUUCCACUGGUGAAUAUGCACAACUGCUUGAAUUUAUCCAACAUCCAUCAUCCACAUCACCAGCAUCAGUAUUGCAAUAUCCCAAGGUAUCACCACAUACAUCAUCACCAUCCCCUCCUCGUGCUCCUGCUCUUUACAAUAAUACAAGCAUCAAGUAUCCCUUACCACCACCUCCACCACCACCUUACGCUGGUAUGCCGCCACAACAUCAACCACCACCACCUUCUUUUCCACAAUCAACCCUUGGACAAAAACGAGAGUAUCCAGGAGAAGGGUAUAUGCAGCAAGGUUAUCGUUCCACCGCGACCACGACCAUGCCACCACCACCAGUCCAUCCCUAUUACUAUCAACAACAACAACAACAACAACAACCUGGUAUGACAACACAACAUCCUCAUGGUGCCAUGCAUCCCAUGUCACCAGCUGGUACAACAGCAAUCCCUGUGGCUCGUACAACAACUACCACAUCAUCCAACAAGACAUCACGAAGGAAACGAACAAAGUUUGAUGAUGAUGAAGGGGAAGUCGUGGAACCUGGUGAUAAGGAUUUCCCAGCCAUGUCGCCAAGGGAUGUGGAAGCUGCACGCACUGAUCCUGAAGCACGACCACGAAGACAAAAGUUGCGAUUUGAUGGGGAUCAAUAUACGCCUCAAUGGGUGCGAUACAAUGGUCAAUCCAAGGAGGGAUUGUGUGACACGUGCUCGCCUGGUAAAUGGUUACAACUCAAGAAUAGCGCAUUUUGGUACCACAAGCAAUUCUAUCAUGGCAUUUCUUCCGUUUCGGGCCAGCCCUUUGUCAAACCAUUGGAGACGCGAUGGGUGGAUCAAGAUUUGGUGGAAGGUCUCUGUCAUCAAUGUCGUCAAUGGGUACCCGUAAGCAAUGUAAAGCGAAAGAAUAGCGUAUUAUGGUAUCGCCAUGCACAUAAGUGUCAUGUAUACAACAAGCCUAAAACCAGUGCAUCCAAGAAGCGAUAA